AAACAAAUAUUACUUUAGUUUAAUUAGUAUGCACACGUUAUAGUGUUGAGUUUAAUACUAAAUUAAUUAUAAUCAGAAGACUUAAAAUAGGAAUCAAAUAAACUAAACAUGCUGAUAUAUAUUUUUCUUUUUUCUUUAUUAUUUUAGAAUAUCGCCUUAUGGAAAUAUUGCAUUUGACUUGUAUACUAAUAAGUUAGAUUCUCUGUACGUUAGAAAUAAACAAGAAGCUAAAAGUUUGACCGGAACAUGGUUUGAUGUUAACAUAUUAUAUUUUAUAAUGUUACUUGUAAUAAUAUAAUUGGAUUUGGCAAGAUACAUUGCCUCUAAAAGCUUUCAUCAUAUCAAAUCAUGUGAAGUCCGAAUACAAAAGAUUCGAUCCUGUUCCAAUCAAAGUCAUAUCCAAGUGAAGGUUUUUUUUUUACAUUGAAGCGUAUUUUUAUACAUUGAGUUUGUUGCAGAAGACUGAAAAUACACUUAUGCCUUUUGUUCGUCGUAGCUCGUCAAAGUUUGAUCUGUAUGUAAAAAAUCACCAUAAUUCUUAAAAAUCACAAAGGGCUUAAAGAGGUGUAAAUAUAAAAAUGGGUUGUCGACUCAUAAGAUUCAACAAAUUUUAAAUUAUGCACUUUGACAAGGAUAAUGAGAUGAGACUUUGCAAUAGCGUUGAUGGCCAGAAUUGUUCAAAGUUUGAUAUCAAGAAGAAACGACGUGCAUAUUUAUUAAUUUCCAACAUUGCCAAUGCAUAUUUAUUUUUUCUGAAGUGUCGCUAUCAAUAGACCAAUCUGAUUAAAGAACAUAUCUUUACAACGUUUUUGAUAUGUUGAGAAGUUUCGCUUUCAAUAGACCAGUUUGAAUAAAGGGAAAAACGUUCUAAAGAUGGUCGAUAAAGGGUCAUUUUCAGUUACGUCAGAAUGAACUGAACUAUUUACAUUAUUUCUUUUUCUCUAUAAAAGUCGGCGGUUACAUUGUUUCGAAAGAUCAUUUGGAAAAAAGCCACUUGUCAUCUGAUUGGUUGAAUUCAUUUGAAAGUUUUUUUUCUGACGUCAAGGAAAAUAAUUAUUGAUGGGUAUUUGUUGGAACUCACUGAGCAUUGCGCUAUCUUAUAGAUCUGUAUUUUAGUCAGAUUGAUAACAGAUAUAUGCCUUGCAUCUAGUUUUUCUUUACACAUGACACUUCGGUUUUGACUUAUCAAUUACUGCAUUUUUUUCUCUUUUGUACCUGUUAUUGAUUCGGUUUUUCUUACGUUCCUUAUGACAACAGUUGUCAAACUCGUAACAAUUUGUUUCAGCAAACUAGCAUAUAUAUAAAACAGACAUAUUCAUUUUAUGGGUUAUCACAAACUUUAUAUGUUUCUGAAUCUCGGUCCAGAAUUUUAAUACUAUAACAAAUGAAACAACGCGCAAGUGCAUGCAUAUGUAUUAUUAUUAAGCCGGAUAAUUAUGCCAGACAGUGCCAAUGUGGUAUUUUUGCCAUUUCCUAAAAAAAAUAUCUUCGAACUGAUAGUCGUUUGCCCGGAGAGUUCAUGUAUGUAACCACUUUUGUUCUUAAUGUGUCGUAUAAUUGAUGAUAUAUUUACUUGAAAAGAGUAAUAUCACUUUGAAAAAUAGAAAAUUCUACAGGAAGUAUAUUUCCCAUAAACUUAUGCAUGAUUUACUAGCAAUUUUGUUAAGGCAGGUUGUUUUUUUUUUACAGAAAGUUAAGAUCUGAUAUAGGAUUAAGAGAUUGGAGUUAUGUUCAAAUCCUAUCGGAAUUUAAAAUUCUUUAGGAAGUUCAUGUUUUUCUAUAGAAAAUUUUGUAUAAUCAUGUAAUCUCCACUUGCAUCCGACAAAAGUGUCAUUUAUGUCAUUUUUAAAUGUAUUUAACUAUUAACAUUAGGUUGAAAAUGUAAAAAUGUUAAUGUUAUGUAAUAGCAUGUCGUCGUUCUAAUAGAAACUCCUAGUAAUCUAGAUCCACCAAAGCGUGUCCACCACUGUACUCUCAUUUUUGAUAUUUAUGGAAGGUAAAUUUUUGAAAAUUGAAAUAGGGUUCUAACUAUUCUUAAAUGGACCCCGAUCAUGUAAAAUUCAAUAAAGUUUUCGAACAUCAUAUCAUAUGAGUAAAUGUAAGCAAUUACGUUGCUGCAACUGUAUCGUAGUUUUUGGACAAACCUAAACUAAAUAAUUCUACAAGACGUACUAUCUAAUUUAGAUCAAUACGUGAAAUCCACUUGAAUAAUAUAAAAAAAAGUUCAUUGAUUAAUAGAAAAAUCUUAUGUACGUGCAAACGUUCUGAUUGACAUGAAACGCUUCUGAUUGGAUUUGUUAGUACCGACGAAAUUUAAGAAAAAAGAGAAAAAAGAUUUUCAAUACAAAUCAUGAUCGUCAAUAUAAUCUAAUUAUGAGUCUUAAAUAGCACAGACAUUUUAUUUAACAAACAACAAUGGCUUCUGAUAGAAAUGCAUGUCACGUUGUCAACUAGAACAGAUUUAAAUGGAUUGUAUCUAUGUUUAAAUCAUGGCUUGAAUUCUGUCUUUGUAUAGGUCGGAAUUACAAAUGGAUAUACGCUGUUGGACUUGUUAGCCAAAAAAAAAAAAACGCAAAAGGAAUUUAAUUUUAGUUACGCAAGGCAAUUUAAAAACCAUCUUGUUGAGGGGGUAACGUCGAGUUGGUCUAAAUUUAAUCGUCGAUCAUGAGUUAACGUGGGUUUAAAGAUGAUAGUUCAAAAGCCGUUGAUUUGAUUUGAUUUUUAAUAUAAGAUAAAAAAUUAGAUGAUGAAAAUUGCACAUUGUUUUUCAAACCUGUUUUAUGAGUGCAGUUUAGGGCAUAUAUGGUACAUGUAAUGAAAAGGAUGUACACAGACGAUACUAAGACCUUUUUCUUUUUAGAUUAUCACAAAUCCCUAGCAUUAAUGCAGUCUUUUGAUAAUAUUACGUCAAUUUUGGAUACAUAAGAGAAAAAAAAAAAGUAUUUUAAAGAUGUGCUGGUAUGAUUGACCUUGAAACCCAUUUAAAUGCCUCUUAGUAUUUAUUACAAACGGUCAACUUAUUAUGUUUUAAGUUAAAUCUGAGCAAGGUUACUUCAGUGGGAAAUUUUUAAGCUAUAGAUUGCCCACUAAAGUCAGUCUAUAAAAUCUGUACAUUACAUUAAACUGUAAAGUUUACACUACAAUGUGUGAAAAUCACACAUUCUAACGUAAUAUGAACACUAAAAAUCUGUAAAUUUGACACCUCAAUCUAUCUGUUGAAUUAACACAUUUACACGCAUUGUGAAAUUUACAGUUCAAUGCGCAAAUUUUACACAAAUGUAUACAUGUUACACUUUAAUUAAUUAAAAUGCACUUAAAUGUGUUAAACCAACACGUUAAGGUGUUAAAUUAACAUUCUAAUCUGCGUAUUUCAUCUUUAAUAUAUAGUUGGCAAAUCUGAUGCGUCUUGACAGUUUAUUUGAUGUAAUCAGGUGAUUUAAAAAUUUGGGGACCUGAUAUAUUCAAUUAAAAAAUCAAUACAUGUCCUAAUGGACAUCCAGUAACUUAUACAAUUAUAUUCUACAAACAUUUUUGUAUUUGUUUUAGUAGAAGUUCAGUAAUCAUAGAAUUUUAUCAUCAUAUACAUUUGUGUGUCAUCGGCUUAACAAUGUUUUUGAAACCGUACUACAAUAAGCUUUGAUAAAAAAAAACGAAUUUCGGUCCAACAACGGAUUUACGUGGCACAGAAAUUGCAGAUGACAGGGGUUUUACGUAUAUGGUUUGGUACCUGUUGAUAAGGUAUGUUUUUAUUCAUGGUAGUGAUUUUUCAUAAACACCACAUGCUGUAUCUUUUUGUUGGAAAAUAUUUCAUUACAAAUGUACCUGGAGAAAAAAGUUGUCAUACUUAACCUUAAGAAGUGUUGUCGUUUCACUGUAUUUUUCAAUCUUUCGAAAAAAAAAAUCAUAUUUUGUUUAAAAGCUGAAAAUUUGUCCUGAACUAUUUGUCUAGUUCUUUGUGAUUUCACCGGUGAGUUUUUCUGAAUAUCAUUGUGUGUUUGGUCUAUGUAGCCCGAAUUUUAUCAGCAGAUGUGCAUGCUUUUUUUCAUAAAAUCAAGGGUAAUCACGGAGAAUAUUUUCGAAAAAAGUGUAAUACGUUUCACACAGAUAUUCAAACAAAAUAUGUGUGGUUUUAUUGAAUUUGUGUUUUAAAUGACAAUACAAUGGAUGAUUUUAUUUUGAUAAGACACAACAUAUAACGUUGUUAUCUUUACAGACACAUGAUAAUUGAACUGUAAAGUUUUGCGUGAAGUGGAUGUGAUAAAGACAGUAACAAACAUGGAUUACCAUAUCUUUAAACGUGAAAUUAUACACAGCGACUAUGGCACCAAAGAAAACGUACUUGAAAUAAAUCGGUAUUUAGAAAAACUCCAAACCGGUAUUUCGAAUUUACAAAUUAACCAACCAGGUACAAGUUAUGGAUGGAAAGACUGGGAGAAAAAAAAGAAUAUAACAAGGGAAAUGAAAUUUUGUGCCGACCUCAUGAUAGAAAUAUUUGGCGGGACGAAUCAUGAAGAACUCUUGCCAUACAGGUUUUCUUCCAAGCACAUAGAUCUCUGUGCAAGUAUUGCCGAGAUACCACGCGUACUCAGCGAAGUGUUGCAGUCUUUAAAACGUACCUCUGCCAAAGUCCGCUCCAUCAACAUCAGUGAUUUUAUGGCCGAAACUAUUGAACGCAGGAACGGCUUUCUGAAAACUUGUAUUGAUUUUAACAUUUUUGUUUGCCAAGGAACUAAAAAGGUUUUAAAAGUGAUGAAAAGUAGCAAGGAUCGUUCUGAAGUAGGAUUUAAACCCUUGCUCGUCUCUGUGGUUAUGCAAUUCCACUACAUUGAGAAAGGCUGUGGACUUGCUCGACUUAUAAUAGAACGGGAACAAAGUCGCAAUAGAGAUAUGGGAAACCAAUCAAUUCCUCUAACAAAAGAGUUUAAAAAGAUGUUUAAACAUACUAAACGUGUGUUGAUCAACGGAAGAUAUGCGUUACGCAGUUUGAGUUAUAGAGAGCACCAUGCAGUGGAUGUAAAUGUUCUUUGCGAUAAAAUCAAAGAAUUGGAGAAUGUCUUACAAAGUGGUACUGGAGAUUUGAAUGAUAUUCUAGAAGAAAUCGAAGUCACGUCCUCCAAGAUAUGCAAGUUAAUCGAUAAAGGAGAAAAAUGCCUACCAAAGGGAUAUCAACAAAUAGAAGACGUUACAGUAAUGAAUUCGUCAGAUUUUGACCGGCAUCUCGAAGAUAACGAAUUUGUUGAAAAUGGUUCGGAUUUUGAUGGUUUUCUCAAUGAUGAUAAUAAUGAUGAAAAUUUAACCAGACUACCUGUAAAAGAGAUAGAAAACGUAUUAGUCAGCAGUGGUGUGGAUAAAAGUGAAAUACUUCAUGUUUUCAAAAUGGAGGGUUUUAAAUCACCUGUAAAAAUAUGUGUCGACAAUCACUCUGAAUUCAUAAAGUCGAAAGUUGGCGGGAAAGUCUUCAGACAAGGACUAUGGGUAUCUGCACGAGAUGUUGUAAUUGAGGGAAAUCAAGUCUUUAUGACCAUAGAACCAGGGGAAUUGUUUAUUGUUUACUACGAGUUUCCAAAACGUAAGAAAAAGAUGAGCAAGGAAGAAAUGAAAAGGGGACUGACGAUACCAAUACCUGAAGCACAUUGCUCUGUGACUGUUCCUCCAUCAGAUGUUGGUAGAGAUGUAACAAUUAUGUGUAAGAUACACAUGACGGACGAAACUCGAAUAAAAGAAUACAAAGAGGAACAUCCAAACGAGUAUGGGGAUGUAGCAGUAUUGGAUGGUGUGCAAAUGAAAUCCACCGCAGAAAUAAACAAAGGGUUUGUUGAAUUCCAAAGAGGCAAUCAACAACACCAAAAUACAAAGUAUUUUUGUUUUAAGACUUCAGGAUUUGGAUUGAACGACUGGGAAUGCAAUAAAGUGGAACCAGAAUUUCAAAACAAAAACAUGAUGUUUCAGUUGAGCGAAGAUGAUAAAGUAUCUUAUAUCGUUGCCAUUGAUAAUGUCGAAUCAAAGAAAAAUAAAUCUAGCGGGAUUCUAGAUUUAUUUCUUACACUUCUUGGUUUCAAAGCACAGUGCAAAUUGUUAACACUGUAUAAAGUACCCGAGGAACAAGAUAACACUAUAAAUUUGUGCGUUCUUUGUAUUGAGUCCAAAGGGUCCGAUCUCAGUGAUCAAGCAUCUAGAUAUUUCAUGAAUAACUGGAUUCAAAUUGAAGAACAUGAUGAGAGUUCCGAUUUCCUCAUAACACCGGGUGAUGUAAUUCGUCUUGGAUUCAGUGGAAAUGUCGGACCAAAAGAAGGAAAUCCGCCCGUUAUAACUUUCAUAAAGAAAGGAUCGUGUUUCUCACGUGUAGAGCUUCAUUGUCUUGAUAACAAAUACCCAAAAGGAUGUGUCCAGAUGAAUCUAAACGAUAACACAUUAGAUUCAAAACAACUGGAUUGGAACUAUCUUCUAGGAAAAUGGAAACAUGGAGAUCAGUUCCGGAGUGAUGUACAGGAUGGUGGUAAUAAGAGUUCAUCUCAGUGCAACCUACUAUGAAUUGAGAUUGCAUGCUUUUUACCCACUCAAAUGACUUACAUUCCAUUAGUUUUCGGUUUUGGUUUAUCUUACGUUGAUAUGUAAUAUGCAGGUAUUGCUACAUUACUAAAGUUUUACAGUACAUCCUAACCGAUAUUGAUAGGUUGUUAGUGUCAGUUUUCACUUGCAUUGUUUUUGAACCUGAACAAGCCCCAAAAGUUAUCAAAACACCCAAAUUAAAGGACAUUUUGGAAUUUGUUACCUCAGCCACGCCUUUGCAUACCCUCUUCGAACUACUGUAGUGGCAUAUGGUAUAUAACUAAAUUCUGGCUAUUAAAAAAAAUAAUAACAUUUUCAAAUUUGUUAUAACUCGUUAUCUUAUGUGACUAAAACAAUACGUACUUAUACAAGUAUUAGAAAGUUAGGAACAAUUUUUGAACACCACUGUAUACACAAUGACCACCGAUUUGUUUCAAACAUGUUUAUUGUAAAAAAAAGAAAUGCAGUUGGGAUUAGGGACCUUUUUCUAUAAAUUUGACCUCUCUCUCCCACAAGCUAAUAUUGUAUGUUUUUACAAGCUGUUUUCAUAUCAGCAAUUUUUAUUCAUUGAUCUUAUUUAAUAAAUGAGCUAA
Magallana angulata is the source of this 7142-nucleotide messenger RNA. RefSeq lists its product as uncharacterized. The transcript has 16 exons. The record is from RefSeq and is a predicted model, not a curated record. The coding region runs from base 4276 to 6531 and encodes 751 amino acids. Lineage: Eukaryota; Metazoa; Mollusca; Bivalvia; Ostreida; Ostreidae.